Molecule: messenger RNA, 1111 nt
Organism: Chelmon rostratus (copperband butterflyfish)
Lineage: Eukaryota; Metazoa; Chordata; Actinopteri; Chaetodontiformes; Chaetodontidae
Product: macrophage mannose receptor 1-like
Exons: 6
Coding region: 23-1057 (344 amino acids)
Source: RefSeq, a predicted model, not a curated record
UUUGCAAUUCGGCGAGAUUUAGAUGGACAAGAUGUCACCAGCCUGCAGUCCAGUAUGUCCAGGUAUUAGCAGGCCCAUGUUGUUUGUUCUGCUUUUAUCAGGCCUCUGUUCAUGCCUUCAUCGCUACCAUUUAAUUGAGGAACUGAAGACGUGGUGGGAAGCCCAGCAGUACUGCAGAGAAAAGUAUAAGGACCUGGCCACCAUCGACAACAUGGAGGACAUGGCACAGCUGAUAGCGGCUGCUGGUAGUUAUGAGGGAGAAGUGUGGAUAGGCCUUCAUGACAGACCCCUGAGCUGGACCUGGUCUCUGCAAGACUCUUCCUUCUAUGGAGAUACCGGGAGGAUCUUCAGAAUGUGGAGCGAUGGUAGCCCACAUACAAUGGAAAACAUACAAUGGUUGUGUGUUGCUUUCCAGGAAGGUGUCUGGAAGGAUCACAAUUGCCAUGAAAAAUACCCCUUUGUCUGCUAUAACAAAACGGUAGAAGGCUUGGCGUCCAUGUCCAUUGAGAGAUAUGUUUUUAUAGAUGCCGAACAGACUUUUUUUGAAGCUCGGUCCUACUGCAGGAAUCACCACUCAGAUCUGGCCAGCGUGAGGAACCAUACUGAGAACAGCAGGAUCCAGGAGGCGGUACCGAAGAGACAGCAGGCUUGGCUCGGCCUGCACCGCGGAUCCUGGAUCUGGUGGUCAGAUAACGCUCCCUACCUAUUUGGAAACUGGGCAGAGGGACACCCGUUAAACAUAAAUAACAGCUGUGCUGCCAGUGUGAUUAAUGCCACUCACCCUGGAAAGUGGGUGGAAAAGCCCUGUCAUGAAAAACUUAAUUUCAUGUGCUACAACGAUAAGACGCAGUUGUUUACGAUCAAGCUGACUGCACUGAAAUCCACAAUCGACCUGAGUGACCAAGCUGUGACAGACGCCAUCUUGAAUCUGGUGGAGGAGAAGAUGAAAGAGAAGGGAAUUACGAGAGACUUCAAAAUUUCCUGGAUAAAGAAGCAGAACAAAGACAUCUUUCACAAAGUGAAGGCGACAGUGGAUUUAGUGAAGACGGACCUUUAAUCUCCCACCUUGUUUACUGAUGCAGUCCUACAGACUAAUUAUUAUCUGAUUUGU